Scedosporium apiospermum is the source of this 720-nucleotide messenger RNA. RefSeq names its product Galactan endo-beta-1,3-galactanase. The transcript is spliced from 4 exons. The record is from RefSeq and is a predicted model, not a curated record. The coding region runs from base 1 to 720 and encodes 239 amino acids. NCBI's taxonomy places the organism in Eukaryota, Fungi, Ascomycota, Sordariomycetes, Microascales, Microascaceae.
AUGAGAAUGCGAGUUACUCUGCCCCUGUUGUCCUUGCUAGCGGCGCCUCUGGCUCUCGCCCAGUCCGGAACCACCCUGAUUCCCCUGACGAGCUUCGACUCCCAAGAAGAGUUCGACAAGUACUGGGACUAUCUCUACCCAUGGGGUAGUGACCACAACGGCUCUGCCCGCAUGCGUGAGUCGCAAGUCCGCAUGGAGAACGGCACCAUUACCUUGACAGCCAAGAGGGUGAAUGGAGAACCUCAGGCCACCCAUGGUGGUAAGAAACUUAACAUUCGCUACCUCAGCGGGGCGAUCCACGCUCGCCAGCACUUCACCGUUGUAGCCGGGGGUGGCAUCGACUACCAUGCCGAGCUCAAAGUGAAGACCUACAGAGGAUCUUGGCCUGCUUAUUGGGCCACCUAUACAGAGGGCUGGCCACCCGAGAUCGAUAUCGCUGAGUGUUCGCAGGUCGCGGCUUUGGACGUUACAUAUCCCGAUCCGGAUGAGUUCCAUAAGUUCCGUUGUGAGACGAGAGCAACCGCCAAUGGGCGAGAUGUAUCAGUGAAGUUUUAUAUGGAUGACAAGUUCGUCGCCGAGCAGUUCGGAAAGAACUAUGUUGGUAAAUCAAUGUACCUGAUUAUCAACCUACAGAUGGAAGGCAGUUCAGGGAGUCCCGGCCCGGAACACGACACGGAAUACUCGGCCAGGAACGUCCAAGUCGUUAGCUAUAAUCCUUGA